Molecule: messenger RNA, 4892 nt
Organism: Cottoperca gobio
Lineage: Eukaryota; Metazoa; Chordata; Actinopteri; Perciformes; Bovichtidae
Gene: srpk2
Product: SRSF protein kinase 2
Biological process (GO): regulation of mRNA processing; spliceosomal complex assembly; peptidyl-serine phosphorylation
Cellular component (GO): cytoplasm; nucleus
Molecular function (GO): ATP binding; protein serine/threonine kinase activity
Source: RefSeq, a predicted model, not a curated record
GGUUAGUGUGUAUGUGAGUGUGUUUUUGAGAGAGAGCGAGAGAAUCAGGCUGCUGCCGCUGAGCUACCCGCUCCUGCUGAGGGGAAGAGGAGGAAACAUGAGCUCCAGGAAAGUGAUGGCCAUCCAGGCCAGAAAAAGGAGGCCGAAAGGGAAGAAAGACAGAACAGGUCACCAUCGCAGGCCUGAGACCCAGCAGAAAGCCCCGGUGACUGCCCCUCCUCCUCCACCGCCCCCUCCGCCACCCCCUGAGCCGGCAGGGCCCCCGGAGCCGGAGGAGGAGAUCCUGGGCUCCGAUGAUGAGGAGCAGGAGGACCCCGCAGACUACUGCAAAGGAGGGUACCAUCCGGUGAAGAUCGGGGAUUUGUUCAACGGGAGGUACCAUGUGAUCAGGAAAUUGGGGUGGGGCCACUUCUCCACCGUAUGGCUAUGCUGGGAUAUACAAGUGAAGAACUUUGUGGCGAUGAAGGUGGUGAAGAGCGCCCAGCAUUACACGGAGACGGCCCUGGAUGAGAUCAAACUGCUGCGAUGUGUGAGAGAGAGCGACCCCGGGGACCCCAACAAGGACAUGGUGGUGCAGCUGAUAGAUGACUUCAAGAUCUCUGGAGUCAACGGCAUACAUGUGUGUAUGGUGUUUGAGGUGCUAGGUCACCACCUGCUGAAGUGGAUUAUUAAAUCCAACUACCAAGGUCUGCCCCUGCCAUGUGUCAAGAGCAUCAUCAAACAGGUCCUGCAGGGUUUGGACUACCUCCACACUAAAUGUAAAAUCAUCCACACGGACAUCAAGCCAGAGAACAUCCUGAUGUGUGUAGAUGACGCCUUUGUUAGGCGUAUGGCCAUGGAGGCGACUGAAUGGCAGAAAGCUGGAGCCCCCCCACCCUCCGGAUCAGCAGUUAGCACAGCCCCCCAGCUCAAACCGGUGAAUACAACAGAUGUGGGGAAGAUCUCCAAGAACAAGAAGAAGAAGCUGAAGAAGAAGCAGAAGCGGCAGGCUGAGCUGCUGGAGAGGCGGAUGCUGGAGAUCGAAGCCCUGGAGAGAGAGGCCGAGAAGAAGGAGGGGAGGGCUAAAGACUGGGAAGAGAAAGGGGAGCAUGAACACAAGCUGCCGCCACCGCAGCUGGGCCCCGGCAUGGCUCUGGGAGAGAGCGACGAGGAUGAUGAUGAUGAGGAGGAUGGGGAAGAUGAGGAGGAAGAGGAGGGAGGAGAGAGGGAGAGAGAGAGGGAGAGGCCCAGGCCCAUCAGGUUGACUAAUCAUACAUGUGCGGCGCCUCCCCAGGAGCAGAGCGAGGCGCCUCGCAUCACUGAUGACGACCCCGGCGAGGAGGUGGAAGAGGACGAGGAGAUAACGCCUACCGCUGAAAAAGAGGCCCCCAUUCCCCCCAACACAGAUGAGGGUAAUGGAGAUUCAACACAAGCUGAGGUAGAGGGGGAGGACGAGAACGAGGAGGAGGAGGAGGAGGAUGAUGAUGAGGAUGAUGAUGAGGAGAGAGGAGGAGGAGAGAAAAAGGCUGAAAGAGAGGAAAAUGAAGCAGAGGAGCCAAAGAGUGAGAACAAAACAGAGGAGCAGGCAGUGGUAGAGGAAAAGAAGUCAAAGGAGCAGGAGGUGGAGGAGGAGGAGGAUGAGGAGGAAGAAGAUGAGAAUGAGGAAGACGAGGAUGACGACACGACCACUGAACUUCUCACCUCCCCCAUCAAACCCCACAACAACAAAAGCAAUUCAGCCAAAACCAACGGGCACGUUCUGUUGGGAUCCGAGGGACUGAAACCAAACCCUGGCAAUCCUCCGCCUCCCUCGUCCACCUGCGAGACUCUCCUCUGCCCCCUGGUGGAGUCCGAGCUCAGCUACACGGACAGGGACAACUCUCUCAGCUCCGGUUAUGAGAUGUAUAACGGCGACCUUGGCGAGCCUGGGCUGACCAACGGUGGCAGUAACCGCCAUAGGGCCGCCUUGCCUCUCUUCCCCGACUUGCCCAUGGAUCCUAUGCCGGGAAACCCAUUUCUGUUGGAAUGGCGGACAUUGGAACAGGCCUGUCACUCAACAGCCCCCACCGCUGACCGCAGUCGCACUGUGUCUUCCUCGAGCACGGGAGACACACCCAAAGUCAGGGCCAGAGCUGCAGAUCUCCUGAUCAACCCACUAGACCCGCGCAACUCUGAGUCUAUUCGAGUCAAAAUCGCUGAUCUUGGAAAUGCCUGCUGGGUGCACAAGCACUUUACAGAGGACAUCCAGACGAGACAGUACCGUUCCAUUGAAGUGCUGAUAGGAGCUGGUUACAGCACUCCUGCAGACAUCUGGAGUACUGCCUGCAUGGCUUUUGAGCUGGCUACUGGAGAUUACUUGUUUGAGCCCCACUCUGGAGAGGACUACUCUCGUGAUGAGGACCACAUAGCCCACAUCAUAGAGCUGCUGGGCUGUAUUCCGAGGCACUUUGCGCUCUCCGGAAAAUAUUCCCGGGAGUUCUUCAACCGAAGAGGCGAGCUGCGGCACAUCACCAAGCUGAAGCCGUGGUCCCUGUUUGACGUGCUGGUUGAGAAGUACGGCUGGGCGCACGAAGACGCCGGCCACUUCACCCACUUCCUUCUGCCCAUGCUGGAGAUGGUGCCUGAGAAGAGGGCCUCGGCCGGCGAAUGCCUCAACCACCCCUGGCUCAACUCGUAGCCACAAUCUGCGAUCAGACGCCUCCUCCCUUUGUCCCCCAACAGUUAGCCCAAACAACACCCCCUGGUGGCAGCCUGCGGAACAACAGCAUGAAGAGAAGCUGGAGAUAAACAGAGUCAGAGUAGAUGAUUAAGACUUAUUCUUUCCUGCCCUAUCCCACACAUCCAUUUCAUGCUUAUCUGAGUAGGCUUACGUCCCACACAAGCCCCUCAUCUAUUCCCAAAAGGAAUUUAAAGACAAGCUUAUGGAGAUAACAUGACAUAGUAGCUGUGUCUUCCAAAACAUCUCCCAAAAAGAUAAUUUGAAGAUGGAUGCUGCUCACGUAAAGUCAGGCUCUGUCUGAAAGAGAUGUGCUUUGUUCUGCCGUCAAGAUGUCAGCCAGUCCCCUUCCAUCUAAUCUUCUCCGAAUUCUCAGUUUUACCUUGUUUGGAUCCAGUCACGGAUCACUGAGAGCUGCUGAUCUUUUCAAUGACGUGAAAGAAAAGUCAAUGAGAAGCUCCAUCUACAAUGACCUUUACACAGCCAGGGCCUCAGACAGACACAUGUGUGUGUUUUCGAGAGCGAUGAUGAGCGCAUGUGCUUGUGCUCAAGAUCUGUCUACACAGACCCUUCUCCUCUCAUUCCAGCCCUGUUGUCCCUCCUUUGCCCCCCCCUCGCCCUGCUUUGGAAGGAAGCACCCACAUGGGACUAAAAGUUUACAUCCUGAUUUCUUCCACAAAUCCAAUCCCCUCUUACGUGUUUGGUUCCCCCUUUAUCCCCCCUUUGUAAAUGAGCUCUACGCUCCUGCCGGGGGGGGGGGGGCCACCUCAGAGAACUGGAGGGCAGCCAGUCCUCCAGGGGGCACCACAUUGACAGUUGCCACUCUGACAAAGACUGAGAGAAAAAGUGCGGGAUGAGCAAAAGACAAAUAUACAAUCAAUUCAACGCGGAGGAGGACUGCUUGGUCUUCAAAGACUAUUUUUAAAAUGCAUGGAGAGACUGAUGGAUCAGCAUGAACGGAUAUGACAAACGGACGAUGGAUACCUUAUUUUAUUUGUGCAUUACGCUGCUUUCUUUCCUGUUUCAUCACCUCUUGGACAUUCUGUUAGAAAGAAUUAUGUUAGGAUAUUUUGGUGCCCCCUCUGAGGAAGGUAAAUAUGUUACAACCCCUUCUCCAGCUUUUAACAUUCCUAAAUCUUGGUCCUCUGCCAUUAUUCCUUUUUAUUUACUUUUAUUCCCAAGAACAAUUCUGUUGAAUCCUGUUGUGGCACGUUUACCUGAUCUAUCUGAUUGGUACUAUUCCCCCCCUUUUCCCUAUAGAGGAACCUUUUGAUCCCUGAGCUACUCCAGAUUGGGGAUGGUCACAUGGAGGUUGCACUUGUCUUUGUAGAUGUCCUUCAGGGAUUUGAAACCUUUGUACAUAGAACUGAGAUCUUGCAACGCAGAUAAGCGACCUUGGACAAAGUUUCAACACACAAGCAUCAUUCCAAAAAAACAGAGGCUGUUGUUGGCAUACGUUGACUUCCUCUGAUACAGUGCUACAGUGAUACAUAGCUCCGGCCCUGGAGGAAUGUUCAGACUGAACUGUGCCACCUGGUGGCUGAGUGAGAGUACUGCAUUGCCACACACUGCUGCUACUCUCAGUGCCAACGCUCCCAAAACGUUCCACUAUAUCUCUCCACUUAAUCUCUAUUUCUCUGUAACACACACACACACACACACACACAGACACACAGACACACAGACACACAAAAACAUCACAAUUAGUCCAGUUGCCUAUUUUUCGCAAUAAAUGAAAAAAGAUGAGUAUAAGUAAAUGGUGAGAUAUUUUUUAAAAACUAUUUAAUUCAUUAAAAAAAGAGGAAAAAAAAAAGAAAACAACUUUUCUCUGGUUGUUGUGACCGUGACAGAAUCUCGUCUUACACUGAGAUGAUUGUGUUUGUCUUUUAGAGAUGUUUUUAUUUCUUGUCAUUAUAAUUAAUUAUUGAAUGAUUUUUUUUUUUUUUACACAGUUGUCACCUCCCCCCUCCCUCCUUACUUGAACAGUGCUGCUCUGUCUGGGCUCUUGAUGGUGAUAAAAAAAAAAAGAAAUCAACAGUUUUGCAAUAAAGGGUAUGUGACGAGUUUUUUUGCACCAAAAACCUCCUGAUCUCACUCUUUCAGCCAUGCUGACUGUUCUUCCUGAUGACAUUGACAGAAUCGCGUCUCUUGUCUGUGUUUUUCAUUGACAGAUUUAAUAAAAUUGUAAAUUAAUGGA